GCGACGACAACUCCUUUUGUGGUUGGCUGCGCGUUCGCUAUCGCCGCCGCCUCGUCCCAGGGCCCUAUAGCUCCGAAACUGAACCUGUCGUCUUCAUUCGACGACAACAAUAAGCGCUGUCAUGACGGACCAACAAAUGGACUGUGCGCUUGAUCUCAUGAGAAGGCUGCCACCUCAGCAGAUCGAGAAAAACCUCAGUGAUCUCAUUGACUUGGUUCCACUGUUAUGCGAGGAUUUACUCUCGUCUGUCGAUCAGCCUCUAAAAAUAGCCAAGGACAAAGAGAGUGGCAAGGAUUACCUACUCUGUGAUUACAACAGAGAUGGUGAUUCAUACAGAUCUCCAUGGAGCAAUACUUACGAUCCUCCACUGGAAGAUGGCUCGAUGCCAUCCGAGAGGCUAAGAAAGUUGGAGAUUGAUGCCAAUCAUGCGUUCGAUCAAUAUCGUGAACUGUACUUUGAAGGUGGUGUGUCUUCUGUAUAUUUGUGGGAUUUGGACCAUGGUUUUGCAGGUGUUAUAUUAAUUAAGAAAGCUGGAGACGGAUCAAAGAAAAUUAAAGGCUGUUGGGAUUCUAUACACGUUGUUGAAGUGCAGCACAAAUCUACUAGCAGAUAUGCACACUAUAAACUUACUUCCACUGCAAUGUUGUGGUUACAAACUAAUAAACAUGGUUCAGGCACAAUGAAUUUAGGUGGGAGCCUCACGAGACAAGUGACGCAAGAUGCUCUUGUUAGUGAAAUAUCACCUCACAUUGCAAACAUAGGACGCUUGGUAGAAGACAUGGAAAACAAAAUAAGAAAUACAUUAAAUGAAAUAUACUUUGGAAAGACCAAAGACAUUGUAAAUGGCUUGAGAUCGGUUCAACCUCUAGCUGAUCAGAGGCAGCAGGCCGCUCUGAGACAAGAUCUAGCUGCUGCAUUACAGAGGCGAAAUGCUAACAAUUGAUCUCCAGAAGAACCCGAGAACUUUGAUUACGAUUGUGAUUAGAAAAAAAAAAAAAGAAAAAAAAAGAAAAAG
This is a messenger RNA of Copidosoma floridanum, 1015 nucleotides long. RefSeq names its product F-actin-capping protein subunit beta (gene cpb). Gene Ontology annotation, molecular function: actin filament binding. The record is from RefSeq and is a predicted model, not a curated record. Lineage: Eukaryota; Metazoa; Arthropoda; Insecta; Hymenoptera; Encyrtidae. Gene Ontology annotation, cellular component: cytoplasm; F-actin capping protein complex. Gene Ontology annotation, biological process: negative regulation of filopodium assembly; actin cytoskeleton organization; cell morphogenesis.